AGCACUACUUUUGUAGCAAGGUGCCAAGCGUCUAGAUACGAGAAAUCUGCACACAGCCAGCCUGUUGAAUAUAGUUAGCUAGCUCGCUUAUUUGAUCGUUUUAGGGUAAAAGAGGACAUAUACACAUGUCAAUGACAAGUAAUGUUAAACUUGUUUAAUGCCAUUUGACAUUCGGCAAACGAGUCAAGCUGUUCGCCUAAACAGAGACAUUAACUUUAGCUAGGUAGUGAAGCAAGGGUCACACAACCUUUUUCACUAUGUUGAAAUUCAGCUUCAGGAGGGAGAAAGACAAGGAGUUUAAGCAUAUAGCUCAUGGUUUGAUCCCUGCCGCCUCCAUUGCUCCCAAGCCUGCUGUGCCUCGUACCCCGCCCCCACGCAGCCCAGACCCCUCACCUGAGAGACCCAGAUCCGCCUUAGCAGCAGCCAUCUUGUCUUCUUCGCUCACUGGACAGACAUGGGCCAUCCCCCCUGUCUGGCCAAGGUCUUUGUCUGAGAGUGGCCAAUCAGAGUCCUUCAUAUCUGAACCAAACAUCAGCACAGAACUUUUCCUCAGAGAUAGAUGGUCAGAAGAUUUGGCUAGCCGACCACGCCUGUCCUCCCCUGACCACUCAGAGGACGAGUUAGAAGACAAGGAAGAAGAGGAGGUGGAGAGUGAAGAGGACAGGGAAGAACAUGUUUACCAAACUCUUGACAGACCGGAGAAUUGCCCAAUCACAGAACCUGUCUAUUCCCUGCCACUAAAAGCUAAGACCAGUACACCCCAUCUGAAUCAGAUGUCUGGCAAAAGAGGGCCUUCUCCAGAUUACCCUGAGGAAACCAGUGUCCAGUCUCCUGAAGCCAGCGGUGGUUCUUCCAAGAAGAAAACCUCUGUCAGGAAGAGCCGUGGAAGUUGGAGAGAAGAUUUGCCAUCCGCACUAUCCAUCCUAACCACCGACCAACCCAGCCAAGCCAAAAACCCCAAACACCCCACCCAGCUGUCUCCAGAGCCCAGCAGGGCAUGCAGUGAGGCGCAGAGGGACAUAGCGUGGGCCCUGCCAGAGAAGAACACAAGGAUGGUAGAUGAACAAAAGUUACUGGAGGAGAGACUGCAACGGCUGGAACAGGAGAUCAGUCACAGCCAAGCCUCCUCAAACCUGAGGUCGUCUGCAGGCAGCCAGGCAGAGCUACUGAAUUUGAGGCAACAUGCUCAGGAGCUAGUGGAUGAAAAUGACGCCCUCAAAUUGACAGUGCACCGUCUGAAUGUGGAGCUGAGCUGCUACCAAACCCACUUCAGACCACUGUCCAAACAGGAGAGCUCCAGAAUCAAUGGCUUACCAAAGACGGGGUCUCCUCCUCCCUGGCUGCUUGAUAUGAAGUAUUUAUCUCCUUUGUUGCUGGCCUAUGAAGACAGGAUGAACGAGAAAGAUGCACUUCUGCAAACCACUGAGGAAGAGGUGAAGAGGUUGCGUGUUCAUGUAGAGGAGCUGAUCAAAGAAAAUGAGAGACUCCAUGAUGAAAUCGCAAAGGUCGGAGGCAUCAGCCAGAAGAACUGUCAUCAACUACAACAACAGGCCCUUCUGGUUUUGCAGGAGAACCAGGUCCUGAUUGAUCAGCUCGAGGGUCAGCAUGUUAAGGCCAAGGCCAGCCACACCAGACACUAUUCUGAAGUUUCCAAGCUGUCUAAGCAACUGAUGUUGUUAGAGGCGGAAAAGCAGCGUUUGCUGGAGGACCUGGAAGAGAGCAGGACGGAGGUGCAGAAAAAUGGGAGGGACUUACAAGUCCUACAGGCCCGUCUGAAGGAUGCCAUCACCUGGGACGAACACUGCAAUGUUUCUGGGAAACUCAGACGACAACUGGAACAGCAGGAGAGUAGGAAUAAGAGUGAGAUGGAUGAGUUGCUUCUUAGAUUGUCCAGCCUGCAAGAGGAGAACAGGAGUCUGGCUCUGGAAAAAGCCAACCUGACUGCUGAUAUAAGGAGAAUGGAGGCUGAGCAGGAGCUCGCCAAACAAGCCAACAGGAAGGCUGAGAGGAGGAUGAGUGUAUUGAAGAGACAGAAGGAAGAGUGUGUGCUGAAAGAGGAAAAGACUCGGCAUUACAUGGGAGCUGUCAUUUCUGUGGCGGAGCACAUUUCCCAGGAGAGAGACCAACUAAUACAGAUGAUCAGUAACCCCCCGUCUUCCCUCUCUACCUCCCCAGGCUUCAGUUCUUCAGCAGGAAAAGCAGGGAUUCGUCAGCAGGAUUCUAAAUGGCACAGUUCAAUUCGGAAAACUACAGGAAGCAGUCAAAGUGUACCGAAAGCAGGCAUCAACCAGACUGGCAGUGUUGGAGGAGGCAGCGGAGGGGAGGACAGCUUCUUACCAGAGGGAGAUUCUCCACCUGCAGAGGCUGCUAAGAGAAAGACAGGAGGCUGAGGAGAGACUGCUGCAGUCCAAACGGGAAGUAGAGGAAGAGUUGGAGGUGGUGUGGCAGGCGGCAACCAGGGAGAACCAGCAGAUGAGGGAGACUCUUUUGGACUCAGGGCUCACUGCGGACCUCCACAGUCGGGCCAUUUCUGGCAGUGCCUCUCCUGGCUGGCUUUCUUAGGCUUCAGAUGACACCACGACCACUAUGCCAUCAGCAUUAACCACACAGCUCUGGCCUCUCUUCUUCACCUCUCAUCAAAGCCUUGGGCUCCAGAGAAGGUCCAUAAUUAAAUCUGACUCAGAUAACCAGAGCAACUACUUGGACGAGAAGCAUAAGCAUGGGCUGAAUUUCUAUGUAAGCUAAGCUCCUUAUCCAUAAACCAUAGGUGUUUUAACUCAUAAUGGAAAGAUAGACUGGGUACAUUUAGUUACAGUCCUAAACAUGUCAGCAUACAGGCAUCUGCCAGAUUGACUUUGUUACACAUAUAAAACUGCGCCAUCCUCUGUAACAAACUCAUAUUUAUAUUUGUAUUUAACUUUAUUGUAAGCAUGUCUCGUUUGUACAACGAAGGGGAGGCAAUAGUAGUCUGGGUAAAUUCACUUCUUAUUUUUUUUCCUGUAAGGGAAACUUAGUUUGGACAAAAGGAUUUCAGUAAAACAUAUAAAACAUUGGAGUGAAACAAAUCAUAAUGAAACAGCUGACUUUAUAACACAGCCUAGUUUUGACAGCGUGGCCAAAUAUACCUGACAUCAGUCUGGGUAGUGAGAAAGACUGCACUUUUUAUAAAGAUUUAUAAAAAGAUUGUUUUAUUUAUUUAUCUUUUAAAAUUCAUCUCAGGGUUUUAUAGACCAUGCCAAGUAUAAAAGAUUAACAAGUAUACCAAAUAGUGGAGAAAGUUGCAUUAUUUAGAUUAAUUAUCCUAAACAUAAAGAACACAGCCAUUGUUGCCACCUGCUGGGCACAUAUGAUAAUGGUAUUGUCAUUGUUACAGUGGCAGAGUUAAACAGUACAGAACAGGCAGACACGGAAAAGCUCUAUACAGGUACAGGUAGUAUGUUGAAAAUGAUCAAAAUGACAUUGAGUGAUUUAUCUGGAGGAAAUACUGUUGGUGGUAUUUCAGGGGACUUCUUGAAAUACCACCAACAGUAUCGCCACUAAAGAAAAAAUGAACACAAUAAAAGAGUAAUAAAGAGUUGAGGUAAAAUAAGUGUUUAUGCACAAAUAAAUUCACAUGUUUUUAUACGUGUGGCUCUAUUUUCACAUUAUUAUUAUUACUACCUUUGUUUAAACUCUUGGAUAAUAUGUUGGCUGAUUUUGCUAAUUUUGUCUUGCAAUUAAAUCUGCUUUCAGACACUGAAAGGGACUCAAAGUGUUAUUUAUUGGGAUAGUUUGUAUAAGAAAAACUCUUUUUCAACUACAAAGUAAAACCAGUAGGCUUUUAUUGUUGGGAGUACUCCUUAUCAAAUACAGACAUAACACUUACCAUUGACAAAGAUACAUGUCAUAGACAGGUUUUUCUGUGACUGAGACACCACAACAUCACCUCUUUGGCACUACCACAGUCCUGCUGGAUUAGACUGAUGCCACAAGGCAGAGUAGUGUCUGUUUAGAGAUGUACCACAAAUCCCUGCUGACGAACACAGACCAGCGUGACGGCUGUGCAGUGGCUCAGACAUGUAGCAUAGCUUUUAAGGGAUGAGGGAUACGCGUAAUACCUGGUGUAAUGGCAGAAUGUGCAGCUUGCCAACAAAUCCAAACAGCCAAAUCAUGGCAUUGAAUCUCUUAGCCACAGUGUCAUCAGCAAAAAAAAAUGUAUACGUAUGUGCUUUAAUAGACAGCAAUAAAAAAAAGUAACGUCAUAGUGACUGCUCUGUA
Sander lucioperca (pikeperch) is the source of this 4257-nucleotide messenger RNA. RefSeq names its product centrosomal protein 89 (gene cep89). Bases 258 to 2390 code for a protein of 710 amino acids. The transcript is spliced from 18 exons. Gene Ontology annotation, biological process: cilium assembly; chemical synaptic transmission; mitochondrion organization. NCBI's taxonomy places the organism in Eukaryota, Metazoa, Chordata, Actinopteri, Perciformes, Percidae. The record is from RefSeq and is a predicted model, not a curated record. Gene Ontology annotation, cellular component: centriole; ciliary transition fiber.